This is a messenger RNA of Mycetomoellerius zeteki, 2006 nucleotides long. It is a transcript of the gene MED28, whose product is annotated as mediator complex subunit 28. The record is from RefSeq and is a predicted model, not a curated record. Lineage: Eukaryota; Metazoa; Arthropoda; Insecta; Hymenoptera; Formicidae. Bases 153 to 974 code for a protein of 273 amino acids. The transcript is spliced from 4 exons. Gene Ontology annotation, cellular component: mediator complex.
AGUGGGAAGAGGUCGUAUGUCGCGUGCGGGAAAAAUUCGUGCAUUCCCGCGAAACCAAAGUAAUCAAUCGAGAUAACGGAGUCGUGGUUAUUUUCGCGCGCGCAGUUCCAGGCGAAUAUAACAUACAACACCACAGAACAUAUAAUACCGUAAUGGCGACGCCGACCAACAGCAGCGGUAACCUCGUCGACGAGUUCGAAGAAUCAUUUCAGCAAUGUUUGAGUAUAUUGACAAAAGACGAGGGAUUGGGCAACAGUGGAACCGGUGCGUCUGGUGGUUUGACAGUGGAUAAAGACGAAGGUCGCGCGGAAAUAGAACAGGCUACCAUGAGAUUUAUAGACCUGGCCAGGCAGAUGGAGGCUUUCUUUUUACAAAAGAGAUUUCUCUUAUCUGCGCUGAAACCCGAGAUGUUGGUUAAGGAAGAAAUCAAUGAGCUGAAACUGGAGUUGGCGCGUAAAGAAGAACUGAUAAAAAGACAUAACGAUAAGAUUUCUGUCUGGCAGAAUAUGUUGUCGGAUUUACAAGGAUGGGCGCAGUCACCUGCUCAAGGCCCAGCGCCUAGUGGAUUACCCAAUGGAAAUCAAAGUGGACAGAAUCAGCAGGCUACAGGUGGCAGUGGUAAUGCUUCAAUGCAGCAACAACAGCAAAUACUACAACAUCAGCAGCAAUUACAACAGCAAUUACAGCAGCAACAGCAGCAGCAGCAUCCACAAUUGCAGCAACAAUUGCAGCAGCAAAUGCAACAUCCGUUGCAACCACAGGUGCAACAGGGUUCUGGUGGCCCGCCUACAUCAGGUCUUCAGGGGGUUGGUGUGCCAGUCAAUCAGCAGGGCAUGUUCAUGGCACAAGGUGGUGUAGGUGGCAGAGCCACCGGAUUCCCGGUCGGUGGUAUGGGCAGUAGCGCCCUGCAAGGGCCCCUGGCCUACCUGGAAAAGACAACGAGCAACAUAGGGAUGCCAGAGAGGCGGAGUUGACGCGGAAGGGGAAUGCGCCCCUUCCCUCUCCGCAACAGCAGCCGCCACCGCCUUGCACAUAAUACGUGUGGCAUUUUUAAUUUCUUCUUCUGGAAGAGAGAGACUAUUUUUUGUACUUCCAAGGUCGAACACAUUUAGGUUGUUAUGGGGUUGUGUUUGAUGUUGGAUUGUUGAUUUGAAUGUACUAUAUCAAUGGUGAUGAUAGUGACGUUGUGCUAAUAAUUAAAGUGCAGUUGAUAUGCGUUACUGUUAUAUUGUGGAAAUAGACACAACAAUGCAUACAAAUAUCAUAUAAUUUACGAGCUUACUGAGGUCUCCAUGGUAAACGCGUUUUAACAGUGCCAGUUUUAUUGUGAUUCAGCUUUGGAUUGACAUUACGACUAUACGAACAUUCUUUCGCAUUCCUCUUAAAACUGUUCUGUACGCGAAAGACAGACAUUUUGUAUUCUUUGUACUAGUCGCAGAAAUCUUAAGACGGGAGCAAGCUUACAUGAAAAUGUAAAAUUGCGACGUAGAGUGACAAAAGUAUGAUAAUACGUUGCAACUGAAGCGGCAAUAAACUGUACAUAAUAACGAGAUGUGAGAUGUGAGCAACAUGAUACUUUUACUCGUUAAGGAUAAGGAUAUCUUCCUAUUUCUUUAUACUACAUCGUUAGUUUAUAUUCUCUGAGAUCGCCGACACUUUUAUAAUAAACUGCGUUCAUCGCUUCUACAGUGCCUUUGGAUACCUAUCAAAUGUACUGUUCGUGCGAUAUCAAUAAAAUGUACUAAUGUACCGUGCAAAAUCAAAAUGAAUAUUACAUUUGUUGGUCGCACUAAUAUAAGCAUUUCUGUCCUGAAUAUUUACGUACAAACUUAAAAUUUUUAUCCAUGUUUACAUAAAUUCUUAAAAGUAUAACACACUUCGUGUCCGUAACUGUAAUGUACACUUAUUAGAAAGCAUUAGAUAGCGUUAAUACAUGUAAAACGAAUCUUAAGAUGUAGUCAAGAUUUUUAAAAAAAUCCUAAAUAUUUUGCUGUCUUUUUAUUAAC